AUGCCAUCCAGCUGUUGCAUUACCAACACCUCUUCAGCAUCACUCAAGAGCUCUGCACGGCCUUCCUCCGUCUGUUCCAGUAACAUGGGCAGCAGAUCCGAGCUGUGCCUGGGUUAUGUCUGUCAGCCCCUGCAGUGCAUGCCCUCCAUCUGCAUGCCUACCACCUACAGGCCAGCCAGUUGCCUUUCUAAGACCUACUUGUCCAGCUCCUGCCAACCCAGCAACCGCCGGCCAACUGGUUGCAUCUCCAGCUCCAUGGGUACCUAUGGCCUGUUCUGUGAGGGCGCCUUCAAUGGCAAUGAGAAGGAGACCAUGCAGGUCCUGAAUGAUCGCCUGGCCAACUACCUGGAGAAGGUGAGGCAGCUGGAGAAAGAGAACGCAGAGCUGGAGGGCAAGAUCCAAGAUGUCUACCAGGCGCAGGUGCUGACCAUGUGUCCUGACUACCAGUCCUACUUUCAGACCAUCGAAGAGCUGCAGCAAAAGGUUCUGUGCACUAAGGCAGAGAAUGCAAGGAUGAUUGUGCACAUCGACAAUGCCAAGCUGGCUGCAGAUGACUUCAGAACCAAGUAUGAGACCGAGCUGGCCCUGAGACAGCUGGUAGAAGCAGACACCAAUGGCCUACGCAGGAUCCUGGAUGAGUUGACCCUGAAUAAAGCUGACCUGGAGGCUCAAGUAGAGUCCCUGAAGGAGGAACUUCUGUGCCUCAAGAGAAACCAUGAAGAGGAAGUUGGUGUCCUUCGACAACAGCUCGGGGACCGCCUUAAUAUCGAGGUAGAUGCUGCACCUCCUGUGGACCUAACCAGGAUGCUGGAAGAGAUGAGAUGUCAGUAUGAGACCAUGGUGCAAACCAACCACAGGGAUGUGGAGGAAUGGUUCAAUAUGCAGAUGGAGGAGCUUAACAAGCAGGUGGCCACAAGCUCUGAGCAGCUUCAGAGUUACCAGUCAGACAUCAUUGAUCUGAGACGAACAGUCAACACUCUGGAGAUAGAACUGCAGGCUCAGCAUAGCCUGAGAGACUCUCUGGAAAACACGCUGGGGGAGACGGAGGGCCGCUUCACCUCCCAGCUGUCCCAGAUGCAAUGCAUGAUCACCAAUGUGGAGUCUCAGCUGGCUGACAUCCGCUGUGACCUGGAGAGACAGAACCAAGAGUACAAGGUGUUGCUGGAUGUCAAGGCCCGGCUGGAGUGUGAGAUUGACACGUACAGGGGUCUGCUGGAGAGCGAGGACAGCAAGCUCCCCAGCCCUUGUAGCAAUUUCUUGUCCAACAUUUCAUCUUGUUUUUUCUGUUACUCAGAAUCCUAUCCCACCAAGGCAAGUGUUGUAAACUCACAUGCUUGCCAGGGACAGGCUGUUACCAUCCACAUGUGAUGUCAAGUUUUUGAGGCCCGUGGAAGCCAGCGAACUUGUGCUAUGCCCAAAGAGGGCAGCAGCAUUGUCCCUUUAUGGUCAGUUCUACCACAUAGGAUGCAGAUCCCAUGUGCUGCUGGUCUUCCAGUCCAAGAAAAGCUGGGAUUUGUAUUUUUCCGAGCUUUAAAAGUUUCCAAUUUUAAAAUAUAUUUAACACAUUGAGAAAAAAAAAGAUGCUGGCCACAUUAAAUAGCUAAGACUGAAUGUGGCCCUCGGGCUACACAUUGGGCCUCUGAGCUGUUUGGUUGCUGUCCGGUGUCCAGUGUGUUGUUUCUGGUUUGGUGCCCUAGCCUGUUCGCCUCUGAGGUCAUCUUGUUUCCUUUUGCCGUGUAGU
This is a messenger RNA of Rattus norvegicus (Norway rat), 1741 nucleotides long. Lineage: Eukaryota; Metazoa; Chordata; Mammalia; Rodentia; Muridae. The record is from RefSeq and is a predicted model, not a curated record.